Messenger RNA from Purpureocillium takamizusanense, 3206 nucleotides. Its product is annotated as DNA-directed DNA polymerase. The transcript has 2 exons. Gene Ontology annotation, biological process: translesion synthesis. NCBI's taxonomy places the organism in Eukaryota, Fungi, Ascomycota, Sordariomycetes, Hypocreales, Ophiocordycipitaceae. Gene Ontology annotation, molecular function: DNA-directed DNA polymerase activity; damaged DNA binding. The coding region runs from base 682 to 2025 and encodes 447 amino acids. The record is from RefSeq and is a predicted model, not a curated record.
CAUCGAACACCCUGACGAACGCUCCCACGAAAAAGGAAACCCACGUACAGAACUUGGGUGCGAACACUUUGUGCGACGCGCAUCCGUCAACCAUCGUUGAGCGAUAUCGGGCUUUGGCGCGCGUCCUUCGCCCACGUUUAGAACACUAGAUGCACGCAAUUGCCAGUGAACGACGGGGACGGCAUACACACACAACACCCCGCUCUGCUCCGUGUCUUCGCCAUGAUCAAGCACGCCAAGACUGUGACCCAAGAUGAAUGCGCACCCAAGAAAGCCGCCGAGACGUAGAGAUCAUCGCGUCAUACUGCAGUUUGACUAUGACUGUUUCUACGCUCAAGUAUUCGAGAACAGAAACCCGGCCUUGCGGUCUAAACCCCUUGGGGUCAAGCAGAAGAACAUCCUGGCAACAUGCAACUACAACGCGCGCAGUCUCGGGGUCCGCAAGCUCAUGCUCAUAUCCGAGGCAAAACGCCUGUGCCCGAGCCUCGUUCUGGUAGAUGGCGAGGACUUGACCCCAUUUCGGGAUACCAGCAAGACUCUGUUCAACUUCCUCCGCUCUCAUUCCUGGAACGGAAAGGUCGAGCGACUCGGGUUUGAUGAAGUAUUCAUGGGUAGGCCACUGCAGCCGCCCUAACCAGGAGUGCACGACUCGACUAGCUGACAAGACCAGACGUAACGGACAUGGUUGACUACAAUAUUCUCUGCUUGAACCGUAACUCACUGGGCGAUUCGUUCUUCCACCUGUCCGAGCAAGAUCCAGAACGAGGCUUCCUGUGCGAUCUCAACGCGAUUGUCGGCUGCGUCGCCGGACCGGCCACUGCCCAGGCAGAUCUCGACAACCAUACCUAUCUACGUCUACUUCUUGGGUCCCACCUGGCACACUACCUGAGAACGAAGCUCGAAACCGACUUUGGCUACACCUCAACGUGCGGCAUCUCAACCAACAAGUUGCUAAGCAAACUUGUGGGCAGCUGCCACAAGCCUCAGAACCAGACCACCUUCUUGGCCUGGAGCGAUGAGGGCGUGAUGGCAUUUAUGGAUGCACACAAGACGAGAAAAGUGCCAGGGCUCGGAUUCAAGACAGCUAUGCUACUGGAGUCACACGUUCUUGGCCAGGACGUCGACAUCGACACUGACUCACACUCUUUCGACUCCCUUGUCACCGUUGGGCAGGUGCGUCAGCAUCCGUCCAUGUCACCAGCAUUCAUUGAGACUCUUCUCAAGGGUCCUGGCUCAGAAAGGGGGGUGGGAACCAGAGUCUGGGGCCUGCUCCAUGGAGUGGACGAGUCAGAGGUCAAGGAAGCGAGCGACAUCCCUUCUCAAAUUAGCAUCGAAGACACGUACAAGGGCCUCGAGACCAUCCCUCAAAUCACAGAAGAGCUGCACAAGCUCUCAUGCUCCCUGAUACGAAGACUGCGGGUUGACCUGCUUACCGCUAACUCAAACGCCGAUGUUCCCGGUUGCCGCAAAUGGAUCGCGCGGCCUAAGACGCUGCGACUCUCCAUCAGGUCGUGGCCGACACGCCAAGUGCCACAUUCCACUCAAGCUAUGAAUUUCAGCAGAGCAUCUCGAUCAGGCCCCAUUUCGCCCUUUGUGUUCGACCUCGAGACCGACAUAGAUUGUCUUGCGCAGCGCCUCGUAGCGGAGACACUACUUCCACUUCUCCGACGUCUACAAACCGAACAAGGGCCAAACCAUAAAUGGAAUCUUCAACUAUUGAAUAUUUGCGCAGCCAACAUGGUUGCUGGAGCGGCGGAUGACAAAUUAGGGGUGGGGAGAGACAUCGGCGACAUGUUCAAGCAUCAGGACGAGAUGUUACGCCCGUGGAAAGUAACGCAACCCGCCGAUGAGCCGUCUCACAGUCAGGUCGAGGACGGCACGAAACAGGUGUCGUUCGACGAUGAUGAUUACGAAGGUGAUGUAGCUUGGGACGGCGCGGCGCAUCCUCAAUGCCCGGCUUGUGGACACCCCAUACCACACUUUGCGAUGGCUGCUCACGCAAGGUUUCAUGAGCUGGGGGGCUAAGGUUCUGGUCGACAUCCGGAGAUUCUCAACACUGAUGUGUCGACCAAUCUGAAAAACCUCCAUUUCGAGCGUUGCUACGACUUCUCACAUGUAGGGGAGGCAUACACCUUGACUUUGAAGCGAGACGCUAUUUCACACGGAUGGAUAACCGCAUGGUCAGCCAUCCUGCUUUGGCCAACGGUACAACCGUAAUAGUCAAAGAAGCAUGUGACGUUCGCAGCACACUGCACGCCGAGUAAUUGGACGAGAUCACACAACCUGAGGACGACGUAUAGCUUGUUUCCCCGAAGCGGUGUGGCUAGGAUCGAGCAUUAACAAUCUUUCCCCUCCUUAAAUGCGAUUUCCGGCGGAAAUGGCACCAGAAGGGGGCUGGGCUCCGCGGCAACGAUGAAAUCACGCGCCAGUCGCAAACGUCUUGCUCGUCAGAUCUGCUCCAUAGAGGUGCGAUGCUGUCGUCCCGCGUGUUACGUGGUGCCAUACACACAUACACACAAGGAUAGCUCCCGAUUCGAGCGAAAACCUAGUGGUUUUGUUACUGAAACGCUGGUGGCCGGCGUCGGUCAUCGGGUUCGUGCAUAGCUCAGCCCAGGGCGUCCAGAGAUGUGCGUGAUUCAGUGACCGUCUUUCGUCUAAUCAACUUGGAAAGGAGCAUUCUACUUCGUGUCGAGGCGGGUCUGCAUUCAGCUAGACAAUCACGGGAUGUGAUGCCGUUUGGUGCAACGUUUUCCGUUGUACCAUUGAAUCACCAGUGUGUGCGGAGGAUGAGCCUUCUGUCGGCGGCUAUCCGCAGGGCAACCAUGUACCAGAACUUGCUGGGGCCAAGGUGCAGUGGAUGCUCGAGAGGUGUCCCGGGAAGUGGGAACGACAGAUUCCAGGUCAUGUUCGUUUUGCCGAACAGAGAAGACGCGGGAGAAACAGAUGGUCUUGUGCUUUUGUGGAAGAAAGUGAGACGCGCAACGAAGGAGGGAGGCAUCACAUUCAUGGGGAGGGAGGCAGCACAGCGGCGCACGAAGCAACAGAGCACACGGCCAGCAACUCGCUCGCUCCUGCCAUUCAUUGUUGGACGAGAGCUCAGCAGUAGCAGUAGCAGUAGCAGUAGCCGUAGCAGCAGGAUAAUCGCGGUGGAAUCGCAUGGAGUGGCAGGAGCAGCGAACGCAGCUGGGCUGCACCUUCCCUCCGUC